AUGAAUGUUGCGGUCGGCUCCAUGUCCAAUCCGGAGGCGUGGCAGGGGCUCGCCCACUUUUGCGAGCAUAUGCUCUUCCUCGGCACGGCCUCCUACCCCGACGAGGGAGACUUUGAGUCGUACAUCGCCUCAAAUGGCGGCUCCAACAACGCAUACACCGACUCGGAGGAGACGGUCUACUUUUUCGACGUGGGCGCCGGCGCGCUGCCGGGCGCGCUCGCGCGCUUCUCCGACUUUUUCGCGGCGCCGCUCUUCACCGAGUCUGCGACGGCGCGCGAGGUUGCGGCGAUCGAGUCGGAGCACUCGAAAAACAUCCAGUCAGACGGCUGGCGAACCGAGCAGCUGCUGCGCGCCACGCGGGGCGUGUCGGGCCACCCCUACAACGGCUCGCCGCAUACCUGCUACCACCACGGGACUGAACCCACGCUCGAUUCGAGACUCUGGAGGUGCCUCCCCGUCGCCGACUUCGACACGUGGCUCGCCUGCAAGCCGCAGGGAAGAACAUGGCUCGUCUGCAAGCCGCAGGUCGCCCUCUCGCAGCUGCUCACCGCGCGCGCCGACGGGUCCCUCCUCUCCCUCCUCAAGAGAGAGGGGCUCGGCACGGCGAUCGAGGUCGGCGUCGAGGAGCAGACGCGCUCCUUCGCCGUCGUCACCGCCUCGCUCGCCCUCACCGAGGCGGGCCUCGCCGCGUGGCCGACGGCGAUGGGCCACCUCUUCUCCUAUUUGCGCCUAUGCCGCGAGAAGGGCGCGCUUGCACAGCUUGGCUUCCGCUACGCCGAGCCGUCGCAGCCGCAGGCCUUCGUCACCGCCACCGCCGCGUCGAUGCCGCUCUAUCGGCCCGCCGCAUGGCUGAGCGGGCCAUCCUUGCUCGAGGGGGCGGGGGGUCCGCCCACCCUCCGCCAACUGCUCGGCGGGAUGACGCCUCGCGCCGCGAUGGUCGAGGUCUGCGCCAAGGAGGUGGCGCCCAAGGCGCCGCUGAGCGAGCCCAUCUACGGAACGCGGUACGGCCGGCUGCCGAUCGAGAUGCCACUCCGGGCCACUUCGGCUGAUCUCGCGGCAUCUUGGGGCAUCAGGUACGGCCGGCAGCCGAUCGAGGGCGAGGCGUACUUUUUGUGGCGCUCGCCCGAGUUCUACACGUCGGCGCGCACCGCAGUCACCGCCGAGCUCUUCGCGGGCAUGCUCGCGGAGGUGCUGCAGGAGGCGACCUAUGAGGCGGCGCAGGCAGGCCUGGUCGCGGCGUCGGGCGUGAGCUCAGACGCGUUUACGGUCCAGCUGGGCGGGUACGACGAGCGGCUCCCCGCGCUCGCCACGCUGGUCGCGUCGACGGUCCGCUCGUUUGAGCCGACGCCGGCUGCCUUCGAGCGCAAGGUCGACAUCUUGCGCCGCCAGUUGCGCGACGCGGAGCGGCGGCAACCGAUCUCGCUCGCCGGCUACCGGCGCGGGCUCGCGCUGCAGCCCGCGCGCUUCUCCAACGAGCAGCUGGCGGCGGCGGCGGGAGAGGAGGGCGUGCUGCGCGAGGCGCAGCUGGAGGCGUUUGUCGCGGGCAAUCUGCGCGAGAACGAGGCGGCCGAGAUGGUGCGGGGCGUUCGCGCCGCGCUGCCGGCGGCGCCGCUCGCCGCGGAAAGGUUGCCCAUCCGCCGGCUGCGGCGGCUGCCCCCGGGCGGCGCGACGCGCCAGUUCCUGGCGGGCAACCCCGAGGAGCCCAACGGGGCGCUCGAGAUGUACCUGCAGGUGGGCCCCGACGAGGGCGACGAUUGGCUGCACCUGCUGCUCCUCUCGCAGAUGAUAGACAAGGCGGCGACGCCGAGCGCGGUCUAUGCUGAGCUGCGCACCAAGCAGCAGCUGGGGUACAUUGUGCAGUGCGGCUCCACCGAGGCGGACGGAGUGCGUGGCCUCGUCUUCAUCGUGCAGUCGUCGGUGCAGCCGCCGCCCGAGCUGGAGGCGCGGCUCGAGGCUUUCCUCCGCCUCUUCCGCGGCACGCUUCUGCUCACCUCGGACGAGGAGCUAGACACCUACCGCGAGUCGCUCGCGGCGCAGAUGCAGGACGUCGACCAGCGAGCCGACGGGCAAGCCUCCCGCCUCUGGGCGGAGGUUGCGACGCGCCGCUACGACUUUGGGCGGCCGUGGCGCUCGUCCAAGCGGAUGCGCCGCGUGACGCGCGACGGGCUGAUCGGCUUCUACGACAAGUACAUCGCCGCGGGCGGCGCGGGCCGCUGCCGGCUCUCGACGCACGUCUUCUCGCAGCGCAGCCCGCCAAAGGGGCCGCUCCGGGACGACCCAUUGCCCGACGCGUUCUUCCCGCCGACCGCCGACGGGUUCGGAGUCGACUGGGCUGCGGACCGCGCGGUUGUCUAGUAGCAGCGCGCCGCGGCCACCGUUCCAAUGUGCCGUUCCCCGAGCGGAGCUGAUGCGACCUCCUCUACACGCAACGUCUGCUGGAAGAUAUUCAUCUGUACUGGUAGAGGGUAGUUGCAUGGAACACUCCCCGUGUCGCGGCGGGCUCACGGCUUCUACCACGCCUGCUCAUCCUCGUCCGACUCCUUGAACUUUUUUACAACUGAA
Emiliania huxleyi CCMP1516 is the source of this 2562-nucleotide messenger RNA. Its product is annotated as peptidase M16. NCBI's taxonomy places the organism in Eukaryota, Haptophyta, Isochrysidales, Noelaerhabdaceae. Bases 1 to 2355 code for a protein of 784 amino acids. The transcript has 12 exons. Gene Ontology annotation, molecular function: metalloendopeptidase activity; metal ion binding. Gene Ontology annotation, biological process: peptide catabolic process. The record is from RefSeq and is a predicted model, not a curated record. Gene Ontology annotation, cellular component: cytosol; mitochondrion.